Molecule: messenger RNA, 2269 nt
Organism: Chinchilla lanigera (long-tailed chinchilla)
Lineage: Eukaryota; Metazoa; Chordata; Mammalia; Rodentia; Chinchillidae
Product: PRAME family member 8-like
Exons: 4
Coding region: 175-1752 (525 amino acids)
Biological process (GO): negative regulation of apoptotic process; negative regulation of DNA-templated transcription; positive regulation of cell population proliferation
Cellular component (GO): cytoplasm
Source: RefSeq, a predicted model, not a curated record
UGCUCAAGGCCAGCCUGAACUGCACGGCGAGACCCUGUCUCAAAAAGUCAAAAAAGACAGAAAAAAGGAAGCUCAGGUUCUUCUUUCCAUACAAAAGCUGCCUCUUCAGAGCUCAGCAGAGGCUCCCCUAUCAGUCUUCUGAAUUACACCUGAUGAUGAAGCAGACAUCUCAGGAUGAGCAGGCAGAGCCCAGUGACUCUUUAUGAGCUGGCUAAGCAGAGCCUGCUGAAGAGUGACACCAUAGCCAGCACUUCUCUGCAUGACCUGCCCACCAUGAUCUUCCAUGACUUAUUCAUCGAUGCCUUCAUGGGGGAACACAAUGAGGUGAUGAAGGUGAUGGUGCAGGCCUGGCCAUUCCCCUACCUCCCUUUUAGGAGCCUGAUGGAUUUGAGGAAACCAAAGACCCCAUACAUUCAGUAUGGAAAAAUCACACCAGACAUAAAAAACCUAGAGACCCUGGAAGCCCUAUUGGAUGGAAUUGACAUACAGCUGUCCCAGAAGGUUCACCACAACAGGUGGAAGCUGCAGGUGCUGGACUGGAGGGAUGUACACCACGACUUCUGGACUGCAGGGCCCAGAGCCAUGUGUACUGCUCACUCAGCAGAUGCCAGGAAUAAGGAAACAGAAAAGCUUAGUUUAACUGACAAGAAGCCAACCUUGAAAAUAUUUGCAAACCUUUCUUUUGAAGCCUGGAGUUCCUCUUGUGCCACAGAGGACAAAUUACAACUCUGCCUCUUAAACUGGGUCAGAAAGAGAAAAGCUUCAGUACACCUGUACUGUGAGAAGGUGAUGAUUCAAUCCAGUGCUGUCACUACAAUCCUGAAGCUUCUGCAAGCUGUGCAACUGGAAUCUGUCCACGUGCUGGAUGUGUUUAGUGCCUGGAGCCGGGAAAGCAUGAAAGCAUUUGUCCCUUACCUCAAGAAGAUGAAUAACCUUCACACAUUUCAUUUCAGCAGCCUGAGUCCAAAAUUGUUUAGUGAACCCGGGAAAAACAAAUGGUAUUCCAACAUCUAUGCCUUUCAUUUAGGACAGCUGCAAAGUCUCCAGGAGCUUCAUAUAGAUGAUGUCUUUUUCUUGCAUGGAACCCUGCAUAUGAUCUUCAGGAGCCAGACCCCCUUGGAGGUCCUCUCCUUGAGUUCAAGUCCACUGAAGGAAUCUGACCUGAAGCAUCUGUCCCAAUGUGCAAGCACAAGCCAGCUCAAGUCUCUGACUCUGAGGAGGAUUUCAAUGAAACCAUUCAAUCCUGAGAUUCUCCAGGCUCUGAUAGACAAAGUGGCCAGCACCCUGGAGACCCUGGUCCUAGAGCACUGUGACAUCACGGACUCCCAUCUCCUUGCCAUCUUGCCUGCCCUGAGCCGCUGCACUGGGCUCAAGACUUUCAGUUGCUAUGGGAACCACUUUUCCCUGGGUAUUCUUCAGGUCCUGCUGCAUCUAACUGCCGGACUGAGCCAGUUGUCUCAGGGGCUGUACCCUGCCCCACUAGAGAGCUAUGAGUCCAAUAUUCCAACAGAGUUUGUGCACCCUGAGCAGUUUGGUAAGGUCUGUGCUGAAUUAACACAGGUUCUGAAGGCCAUAAGACCAUCACUUAGGAUCCAGAUCUGUACCUACUCCUGUGAUUUGUGUAUGAUAUGUCAAUUCUGUAGACUCCAGCCCAGUGGGAACUGGGAAGUCACACAGGAGUAUCGUUAUCAAAGUAUCAUUAGAUGCUGCAAUUGUGUGCGUCCCCUUGGUGAACAUAUUUUUCAACUGUAGAUAACCCUUGAAGCCUCCUGCACUCACAGGCAGGUUUGUGGGAUACGAUGGAUCAUGUGGGCCUGAUACUCAUCCAUGUAUUAUUCCACUGAAUUUAUAGCUCAGUGUGAUUUUGAGAGGUUAAGUCUGUCAGAGGAGGUGGGUCACUGGGGUCCUGGCCAGGAAGAAUCCAUCUCCCUCCCCUGUAAAUCUAUCUUUGCUUCCAAUAUCCAGACCAUGAGCUGUUUCUCCACUGUCAUGUACCUCUGCCAUGUUGGCCUAUGAACUGAAUUGUAACACAAAAUAACAUUUUCUUUUUAAAAUUGUGAGUGUUAGAUAUUUUGUACCAGUGACAAGGGAAACACUGAAGAUAUGUAUAUGUCUGAAGUUAGAUCUAUUUGGCUGAUCGUCAAAUGGUCACCAAGGAAACCUUGCCAGGAAUGGAAGAACAUGUCCAUACUCCCAGUACGUUGGAUGCUGAGGCAGGCAGAUCACCUCCAGCUUGAGGCCAGCCUUAGCUACAUAGUGAUACCCUAUA